AUGUCCGUGCGACCCGUAUCCCCCAAAGUUCUAUUGGACAUUAGCUAUAAACCAUUGCCAAAUAUAAUGGAUUUACAACACAAUGUCAUCAAGCUGAUCAGUGUGGACCAACAAGCCUAUAUGCACAAUCAGAAUAUGUCCCAAAAUAUGGAUCCCCAACAGAUGUACGGGCAACAGCCCACGGGUCAAUUGCCACAUAUGGUAUUAAAUGGUGGUGGUCGCCAAUAUCAUGCCAAUGAAUUUAUGAGCUAUGGUGGUGCCGGUGUACCCGAUCAUGAAGAUAAUGACUACAAUAUUCCAAGUAGUGAAAUUUUAAGUACCACCAGCAGCCACAGUGCCAGUUCCACACCAAAUAGCCAUAAUUUGGGUUCUCCGGAAAUGAACAACAACUAUGGCCAUCCGGAACAGCAGCAGCAACAACAACAAUAUCACAUCAAUGAAAAUGGCAAACGUAGUCGAGAAUUUGAUUGUGGCCCCAGUGAUAUUAUGCAGGAUAAUAAGAAGUUACACAUUAGCCCCUUGGGCCAUCCUGCCCAACAGCAGCAACAACAACAGCAACAUAAUAUGACCGGCCAUUAUGUCCAACACAAUGAACAGAAAUUCUUUGUGGAAUAUUUACCCACCACUGUGAAUGAAGUCAAUUCCACCCUAAAUGGUGCUGUGAAUCCUGCAAAUGGUCAAAAUGGCGCCCAACUGGAAACACAAAAUUGCAAUGGUUCGCCACAUUUUGAAUUUGCCGAUGAGGAAAUGGCUGAAAAUAGCCAGGAUAAUUUCAAACACAUUUUCCGCCAACAACAAUUGCAUCAACAGGAACAAUUACACCAACAACAAACCCAAAGGGUGGGCAUGGUUCUGCCACAAAACGGCGGUGUCAGUGGUAACAGUGUUCCUGCCAUACAUUCCAAUAAUACGGCCGGCCAUCAACUACCCUCGACAGGUGGCUAUGAACAAUUUGAGGCAACGGGUUCUCUGAAUGGCAGUACCUAUUCCAGUUCAGAUCGUGAUGAAAUGGCCUCUGCCAGUAGUUAUAUGUUCCCCAAUGAGGAUGAGCUAAGUGCCGGCGGUUGUGAUACCAACGAUGGCAGUAAGGAAUUCCGCAAGCCCAGGCGUCGUACCAAACGUAAGGCCAGCAAAUCGGAGGAUACCGAGGAUUUCCAUACUCAACGCAUUAUGGCCAAUGUACGCGAGCGACAGAGGACGCAAAGUUUAAACGAUGCCUUCAAAUCCCUGCAACAGAUCAUACCUACACUGCCAAGUGAUAAGCUCAGCAAAAUCCAGACACUUAAAUUGGCAACAAGAUAUAUUGACUUCCUGUGUCGUGUGCUGUCUACCAGUGAAAUUGGCCUGCUCAAAGCUUUGGAUAACAAUGCCGGUAAUGGUGGCUAUGCCAUGGGCGCUGCUUCCAUACUCAAUGAUGCCGAGGCGGAUCUCAAGAAUCUACGAAGGGCCGCUGUGGCACCCAUGAUUCCACCAGAGAAAUUAAGUUAUCUGUUUGGUGUGUGGCGUAUGGAGGGUGAUGCCCAGAACAGUAAAUCGUAA
Molecule: messenger RNA, 1539 nt
Organism: Musca vetustissima
Lineage: Eukaryota; Metazoa; Arthropoda; Insecta; Diptera; Muscidae
Product: protein twist-like
Exons: 2
Coding region: 1-1539 (512 amino acids)
Biological process (GO): regulation of transcription by RNA polymerase II; developmental process
Molecular function (GO): RNA polymerase II transcription regulatory region sequence-specific DNA binding; protein dimerization activity; DNA-binding transcription factor activity, RNA polymerase II-specific
Source: RefSeq, a predicted model, not a curated record